AUGAAGUAUCAACGCAUUGCCUCCCUGGGCCUUGCUGCCCUGAGUGUUUCGGGAUCCGUCUCUGCAAGCCCUCUCAUUCGACAUGAGGGCCAGUCGGUGUGUCCUUCAGGAUACACACAGAGUGUAUACUAUGUGACUGUUACUGCUAGUUCCACUCCGGCGUCGACUGUAUCCGUUGAGCCAACUACAACCCUGGAGUCCUCGUCAACCGUCACGGAGACCACAGUCAUCACCCCGGAGAUUCCAGUCCAAUCUCCUACAUCCACCCCGGUUGAGACUCCUGCUCCGGUGGAAUCCAGCGCUCCUGUCGAGCCUACCACUUCAUCAUCCACCACCGAGACACCCGUGGUGGCCCCAACCGUUGCUACACCCUCCACCACCAUUGAAGCCCAGCCUACAGAAGUAGUUGCCGAGCCUUCUACUUCAUCCUCUUCCACCGAAGAGCCCGCAGCAGCCCCAACCGUUGCUACAACAUCCUCCACCACGGCUGAUGCUCAGCCCACCGAAGUAGUCGCCGAGCCUUCUACUUCAUCUUCCUCCGCUGCUGAUAUCCAACCCACAACCGCCGUGGCUGCCCCUACAACUAAGCAGCAGAAGCAAUCAACCACCAGCACGGCCGCCCCAGCCGCCUCCACCUCUUCAUCCACCGGCUCCUCAGCCAGCAGCAGCAGCAGCAGCAGCAGCAGCAGCAGCAGCGCAUCCAACUCCGGCUCAGCCACCUUCUACGGCGGCAACAUCUCCGGCGGCGCAUGCUCGUUCACGGGCUACACACUGCCAUCCAACCUCUUCGGCACCGCACUCGGCUCCCCACGCUGGGACAACGCGGCCGAAUGUGGCGCCUGCGUUGCCGUAACAGGCCCUAACGGAAACACCAUCAAGGCCAUG
Aspergillus pseudonomiae is the source of this 885-nucleotide messenger RNA. RefSeq lists its product as uncharacterized. Lineage: Eukaryota; Fungi; Ascomycota; Eurotiomycetes; Eurotiales; Aspergillaceae. The annotation marks the transcript as partial. The transcript has a single exon. The record is from RefSeq and is a predicted model, not a curated record.